AUGCGCGAGGAACAAAUUUCGAACGAUUCGUUGAUCAGUCGACGUUUCAUACGGAACGUGACCACACGCGCCUUACCUUUCGAACAAAUCAAAUACUCGAUUUUUAAAUUUCGAACUGUGCUUGUGACGCGUUGUGUUAAAAAAAAUAUUAAAGGAUUUUUUUAUCUGUGCUUCGUCGUCUCCCUUACGAUAAUUCCUGAACCAUCGAUAAAC
Brenthis ino (lesser marbled fritillary) is the source of this 213-nucleotide messenger RNA. Lineage: Eukaryota; Metazoa; Arthropoda; Insecta; Lepidoptera; Nymphalidae. The record is from the annotation of a GenBank genome assembly.